Molecule: messenger RNA, 639 nt
Organism: Saccharomycodes ludwigii
Lineage: Eukaryota; Fungi; Ascomycota; Saccharomycetes; Saccharomycodales; Saccharomycodaceae
Gene: TVP18
Product: Tvp18p
Exons: 1
Coding region: 1-639 (212 amino acids)
Biological process (GO): vesicle-mediated transport
Cellular component (GO): Golgi membrane
Source: RefSeq, a predicted model, not a curated record
AUGUCUUUAGCUUUUAUACCAGCAUUAAAACAACUUGUCAAUGUGGGACAAAUAGUUUCCAAUUUGAAAAGUUUCAAUUUCAGCUUAUACGGAAGAUAUAUGGGAUACAUAAAUAUUUUACUUUGUUUUGCGUUUGGUAUUGCUAAUUUAUUUCAUGUCAGCCCAGUAAUCGCAUUUGGUAUAGUAUCUAUUAUCCAAGGUCUGAUUUUAAUAUUUGUGGAAAUUCCAUUUUUAUUGAAGAUUUGUCCCUUAAGUGACAAUUUCAUUAAUAUUAUUAGAAAAUUUGAAACCAAUGGUUAUAGAGUAUUUUUUUAUACUGUUAUGGCCGCUAUUCAAUGGUGUUCUUUGGCAGUUAAAACCACUUCUUUGAUUGUUGUUGCACUUGGAUUAUCUUUUAGCGCUAUUAGCUAUUUUGUUGCCAUUUUGAAGAAACAAGAUUUCCAAGAAGCUAGUAGCCAGCAAGAGGCUGUUAUCAAACAUCCUGUAGAUUUGGCCACGGAUGUUGCUGCUACUAAUAUUGGGGGCAAUGUUGCUUCUAAUGGCAACGCUAAUAAAAACAAUGACGAUCUGUAUUUUGAUCUUGAAAGCGGCCGUGAAAUUGAUCAACAUAAUAUUAUUCCAGAUAGAGAAAUCUUAUGA